AUGGAAAGUGGAGAUGAGCGACCAUACCGGUCUCACACAAAGCCAGCAUGCGUACCAUGCCGGCGGAGGAAAUCGCGAUGCAAACUAGAGCCCCAUACUGCGGCCUGUUUGAUGUGUCGUGCACAUGGCACAGAGUGUACAUUUCCCAACGGGAGAGAAAAGUCAACCCCACAAAAGAGAUAUGCUACGGAUGCAGGCCCACUACUCCCACAUCCGACUUUACGAACGCCAAUUGCAGCUGCCCAGUCACUGAGCCGGCCACCUGUGGUAGCCGCUUCACCACAGUUCUCAAUUGUUACACAGACUCAGAAUGACCAGGAUACACCGCUGUCUCUAGAGGCUGAAGAUGAUAAUCCACAUAUUCUCGGCCCGGCUGUAACUGGGGAUAACCAUGUCUUGGCCGACUAUCUGUCUAAUAUCUCGGGUGGCCAGGGAAUUCGUGAAAUUCGGCCCGUCGAGCCGGGCAGUUCCUCGUCUCCGGUUAUAUUCACGAAGGUGCAGAAAAGGCCCCUGGGACUCAUGGUGAAUUCUAGUCCGGCAUUGCAUAAGCUACAGACUAUUGAAAAGCUCAUAGAGCCGUGGGGGCCACAUCUGAUAGACAUAUAUCUGAGAAAGAUCAAUCCUUGCCUCCCACUACUUGAAGCAAGCUCCUUUCGGGAGCAAUACAUAGUUUCCAGGCACAGGAUCUCUCCUGCACUUUUGGCGUGCCUGUAUGCCCAUGUGCUUACCCAAUGGCAACACGACCCCCUUUUAUCACGAGAAAGGUGUCCAGACGUUCGUUUCAUCUGGAAUCUUGCCAUUGAAGCUGCGAAUUCCGAGUUACAUGCGUCAGCCGGAAUAUCCACGAUUAAGGCCAUUCUUCUCGAUGUUGGGGGCCGUCCAACCACAUCUAUGACAGGCAACGGCGUACGACUGGGUUCGGCUGUUGCGUUGUGCCAUUCUCUGGGUUUAAAUCGAAAUCCACUGCCGUGGGAUAUCCCACAGGCCGAGAAGCACUUAAGAAUGAAGAUAUGGUGGUCUAUCUUACUCCACGAUCGCUGGUCAAGUCUUGCUUAUGGGACACCUCCCCAUAUCAGAAGAUCACAAUACGACGUACCACUACCAAAAUCUGAGUACCUGUCAGAUUGGGGACGAGAUCAUGAAGCAAACGCAGUUUUCAUCGAACUCAUGAACUUAACCGAUGUGCUAGACCAUUGCUUGGAGCAAGUGUACAGCAUACGUAUCGAGACGCAAGGACCAAGCAGGAAUCUAGAAUUAGAGUUGAACAAAUGGGUGGACUCACUCACAGGAGACAUCCGCAAGAUCAUUAUACGCGGCUCAAACUUAAAUAUCCCCGGGGCCUCUAACCUUCGUCUAGCAUAUCUCGCAACAAGACUCCUUCUCCGGCGCAUCGACCUAGAUCGUGAGCGGCAAGCACCAGACUUCAACGCAGAGCACAUGGCCAACCGGGUUAUGGAGGCCCGCAGGACCGCGGAGGACAUUGUGGUUCUGGUCCAGGAACUUGGAGAAGCACAAUUGGGUGACUAUUGGCUACCUGUCGUAGCAUUCACAUUUUCAGCAACGGUUACAUUUUUGAUCCGGUGUGCAUUAGAGACAGAGCAGGCAGCGGGUCUUGCGCAUAGUGGUUCACUGCGAAUGGCGAGCGACCUUUUGGCUGCGUUGCGAUCGCACCAUAAGAACUUUGAGUGGGAUUUAGGUGAUAUCUGCCUCGCGCAGCAUUCAGAUGUCAUUGAGAAGCUGUUGAAGUCAGAGCCUCCGGUUGAGAACUCGGGGGACACGGAUGUUGAUCUGCGUCAGCAUUUCGUGCCGGAUAUGGCUUUUGUUGAUGAUAUGUUUCCAAGCACUUGGGAUAUACUGCAAAUUAUGGAGUGA
Penicillium vulpinum is the source of this 1872-nucleotide messenger RNA. RefSeq names its product transcriptional regulator family TF. Gene Ontology annotation, molecular function: DNA-binding transcription factor activity, RNA polymerase II-specific; DNA binding; zinc ion binding. The record is from RefSeq and is a predicted model, not a curated record. The transcript has 3 exons. Gene Ontology annotation, cellular component: nucleus. Bases 1 to 1872 code for a protein of 623 amino acids. NCBI's taxonomy places the organism in Eukaryota, Fungi, Ascomycota, Eurotiomycetes, Eurotiales, Aspergillaceae. Gene Ontology annotation, biological process: DNA-templated transcription.